Molecule: messenger RNA, 594 nt
Organism: Corylus avellana
Lineage: Eukaryota; Viridiplantae; Streptophyta; Magnoliopsida; Fagales; Betulaceae
Product: HSP20-like chaperones superfamily protein
Source: RefSeq, a predicted model, not a curated record
AUAUCAAAACAACAUACAGUUCGAGGGAGCUAGAGAGCUAGAGAGCAAGCUAACAUCACGAUCAAUAUGGCUGAUGGUGUUUUUGGGUACCCUGUUAGGCGCUUCUUCUGGAGCCCUCCAAUCUUCCGAGAAUUGUCCGGAUCAACGGCCCUCAUGGACUGGCUCGAAUCUCCUACUGCCCACAUCUUCAAGAUCAACGUCCCAGGUUUGAGCAAAGAUGAUAUAAAGGUGCAGAUAGAGGAUGGUAACAUUUUGCACAUAAAAGGAGAAGGUGGGAAAGAGGAGCCCCAUGCAAAAGACACUGUUUGGCAUGUAGCCGAGAGAGGCACAGGAAAAGGAGGAUUUUCUCGGGAAAUUGAAUUGCCGGAGAAUGUGAAGGUGGAUCAGAUUAAGGCUCAGGUGGAGAAUGGUGUUCUCACCGUCGUUGUCCCAAAAGAUGCAACCCAGAAGUCGUCUAGAGUUAGAAACGUCAACAUCAGUAGCAAGCUCUGAGCUCCAAGCUUCGAGCAUAAGAUGGCUUGAUAGAUUAUGUAAAAUGUAUGGGACUCCUGAGUGUAAUGAUGUAAAAUGUAUGCGACUCAUGUCUUUUUUUAA